Messenger RNA from Fusarium redolens, 14421 nucleotides. RefSeq lists its product as uncharacterized. Gene Ontology annotation, molecular function: ATP hydrolysis activity; ATP binding. Gene Ontology annotation, biological process: rRNA processing; ribosomal large subunit assembly. The record is from RefSeq and is a predicted model, not a curated record. Gene Ontology annotation, cellular component: preribosome, large subunit precursor; nucleus. NCBI's taxonomy places the organism in Eukaryota, Fungi, Ascomycota, Sordariomycetes, Hypocreales, Nectriaceae. The transcript is spliced from 16 exons. Bases 1 to 14238 code for a protein of 4745 amino acids.
AUGGCAAUGAUUGAUGUCUCGCGGCAGAGGAGGUCGCUCCUUGCGGAUGCGAUCGUAUUGGAACACCUGCCAGCAGAAAUACUGGACAUUAUCCAAGACCAGUCCUCAACGAAACUGCUAGAUGCUGUUGCAGAGGCGGCUCUUUGCCCGCCACUUACAGAGCGUGUCUUUGCGCAUUUCGAGCAUGUCUUUCCAGACAUUUGUGCUCGAUGGAUUCUCAACCCCGGAAAUGGACAACAGCGCAUACGAAUAUACUCAGCAUUAGCCCGAAUUCUACCUUUUGCUCCCUACCUUUCAACAUUUAUUGAAUACGCCUCUUCUACUCCCGAACAAACGACAAACUCACCCUCUCUCCGACUCCCACCCUUACGACUAGACCAAGAUGCCAUGACGCAGGAUGGAGAGAUUCUCUUACAGAGCCUCCUUGUUGCUUGGAGGUUGAUCAGUUUCGAUUCGCGCAAUUUCGGCCCAUUGACAUCUGCUGCCUUGAUGCAGACCUUGUUUAAGCAUGAAAGCAGAGCUGUGCGUUAUCUUGCGACUCGAAUUUUUAUCCAACUCCUCCAUGGGUCCGAUUGGAAGCUUGAAUCUCUUAUCCAGGAACAUAUUGGCAAGAGUGAGGCUAUCCUCGCAGACUUUGACGGCCGAUCGAUUGACUAUGGAUUCCUUUCGCUGUACGAACAGUCUCGAGUGAAGUCUUUCCUGGGACUGCGCGAAGAAAUACAGGCUGCCCACGAGGCCGCAAGAGAUGAUUCUCCAUGCGCGCAGACCCUCACUCCUUACGUUGUCUGUUAUGGCAAUGUCAUCCUGCCCAGACCCCUAGGCCCAACCGGAGAACCCUCGAAUCUUGUGCUCACCCCCACGACCGUCUCCAAUUUGGAACGAUUAGCGACUAUGCUCCGUGAAUCUGACCCAACGGCCCUAGUUCACGAAAUAGCCAAACAACUCGGCAUGUACUCUAACAUGGUCACAUUGCACCUCAAUGAACAAACGGACGCGAAAAUGCUUAUUGGACUAUACUCGACAGAUUCGAAGCCCGCCGUGAGGGAAGGUCGAUGGGUGUUGGUCCUGAGCACGCUGCUCCCCCUGAUUGAACGAAAGGAACUCCUCAUCCCAAGCCGAGGCGAAAGAAUACGAGCAGCCAGCACUUUCCGACUUUUUGCAACUAAUUUGCCAAGCCUGGCCCUCGCAGCGUCUGAGCUCGAGGAUGUCGUGGCUCAGACCAUUUUGGCAGUGUAUGCUCGCUUGUGUCGUCUUGGCUCCACGCCUGGCGCUUUGGCUCGAGGCCGGAAUAUUAUGGACCGUCAAGUGACAUUGCGAGAUCUUCUCAAAUGGUGCCGAAGGUUGCGUGAAUGCCUUGUCGCCGCUGGGUCAAAGACGGGAGAAGAGCCAAUCACCAAGACAACAAGCGAUCAGAUGUUUUUGGAAGCGGUCGAUUGCUUUCUCAUUGUUGCGAUCGCUGAGGAGAUGCAAUUACCCAAGGAAUUGGCAGAGCACUACUUCACUACACACAUACCCAAUUUGAACGAGAGUGAUAACCAGUUCAGCAUUGGGCGCGCUGUGUUACGGAAGAAGAAACAAUCAAACCGAGUUCAGAAAUCCAAACGACCCUUUGCUAGCACAGCCCACGCCAAGAAGCUGUUGGAACAGAUCGCCGUGGCUGUCAAGCUAAAUGAGCCUGUCCUUCUUCAACUGGCUGAGUCUUUGGGCCAUAAGCUUGUUGCUGUCAACUUGUCCCAGCAGAGUGAAGUCGGCGAUCUUCUGGGUGGCUUCAAGCCAGAAGAGUUUGAAGAUCUUUUCUCGGCAACGGGUAUUUCAGCGUCAAAGAAUCAGAAGUAUCUCGAACAAGUUGGCAAGUGUUUUGCCAAGGGGCAGUGGUCAAGGGUGUCAAAGCUGUGGAAGGAAGCUCCUAAAAUGUUCAACAAGAUCGUCAAAGAGCUCGAAAGAGUUCAAACUGAACAAGCAGAGACCAGGAAUGGCGACGAGCAGCCCACAAAACGUCGAAAAACCCAGUCGAAGCUCCAAACCCUACUCGAUCUACGUCCAAGAUGGGAUAUGUUUGCUCGUAAUCUUGAGCAGUUUGACGUACAGAUCUCUGGGGGUUCUGGCAGCUUUGCUUUCUCUUUCAUGGAGGGAAAUUUAGUCAAGGCUGUGCGUAACGGUGAUUGGGUUCUUCUUGAUGAGAUAAACCUCGCCUCGCCUGACACGCUUGAGAGUAUCGCGGAUCUUCUGACCGGACCAGACGAAAGGCCAUCAAUUUUACUGUCCGAAACUGGCGAAAUUGAGAAAAUUGAAGCACACCCAAACUUCCGCAUUUUCGGUGCGAUGAAUCCUGCAACCGAUAUUGGGAAACGUGACCUCCCAGUUGGCAUUCGCUCCAGAUUUACUGAGGUCUAUGUUUCCAGUCCUGAUAAAGACCUUAAGGACCUUCUUACAAUUAUCAAGACGUAUCUGGGAAGCAGCAGCAGCAAGAAUGAUCAAGCGGCAGAUGAUAUUGCUCGUUUGUAUAUUAACACCAAGCGACUAGCUGAGGAGAAACGGUUAGUCGAUGGAGCGAACGAGGUACCUCAUUUCAGUCUUCGAACCCUCACACGAGUUCUUAGCUAUGUGAACACCAUCGCCCCCUACUAUGGUGUCCGAAGAGCUUUGUAUGAGGGUUUCUCGAUGGGCUUCCUUACCCUCCUUGACCGAGAGUCUGAAAAGAUGCUUGUUCCCCUAAUAUCCCACCACCUUUUCGAGAAACAUGGAAACCCACAGUCCUUACUUUCCCAGGCCCCCAAACACCCUAAUGAUGGAAAGCAAUAUGUGCGGUUCAAGAAUAAGAACCGAGACCGACAAUAUUGGCUGUUCCAAGGCAGCGAAACCCCUAUUGAGCGGGAAGACUAUAUCAUUACCCCUUACGUUGAACGCAACCUCCUGAACCUUGUCCGAGCCACUUCUACAAGACGCUUCCCCAUCCUGAUUCAGGGCCCUACUUCUGCCGGAAAGACGAGUAUGAUUGAGUACCUUGCAAACUUCACUGGUAACAAGUUCGUGCGAAUCAACAACCACGAACACACCGAUCUUCAAGAAUAUCUGGGCACCUACAUCUCAGGUUCUGAUGGGAAGCUCCGUUUCCAAGAAGGUAUUCUUGUUCAGGCAAUGCGCCAAGGUCACUGGAUCGUACUUGAUGAGCUGAAUUUAGCACCAACUGAUGUCCUCGAGGCUCUGAAUCGUCUUUUGGAUGACAACCGCGAACUUCUGAUCCCUGAAACACAAGAAAUUGUCAAACCUCAUGAGAAUUUCAUUCUGUUUGCUACCCAAAACCCCCCCGGUCUUUACGGCGGAAGAAAAGUACUCUCAAGAGCGUUCCGUAAUCGAUUCUUGGAAUUACACUUUGAUGAUAUCCCUGAGGAUGAGUUGGAGUUUAUCCUUCAGCAACGAAGCCGCAACACCUCUCCUCCUGAUUGUCGAAGAAUUGUCAAUGUCUAUAAGGAACUCUCUAGGCUUCGCCAAACCAGCCGAUUAUUCGAACAGAAGGACAGUUUUGCAACACUUCGUGAUUUGUUCCGCUGGGCAUUGCGAGAGGCUGAUACCCGCGAGGAGAUUGCUGCUCAUGGAUUUAUGCUAUUGGCUGAGAGAGUCCGUAAUGAAGAGGAGCGUAUCGCGGUUAAGGAGGUUAUUGAAAAGGUCUUCAAAGUGAAGAUUGACCCCCAAGACCUGUAUUCCGCUACAGUGGCCCCUGAACUGAAGCAGUUCACCAGCAAAACCAACAGUCAAGGUGUGGUAUGGACGCAUGCGAUGCGCCGACUUUAUGUUCUUGUCUCUCGAGCGUUGCAAAACAAUGAACCCGUUCUUCUGGUUGGUGAGACAGGUUGUGGAAAGACGACAGUUGUUCAAUUGCUUGCGGAGGCAUUGAAGACACAGCUUCAUAUUGUCAACGCUCACCAGAAUACCGAGACUGGUGAUUUGAUUGGUUCACAAAGACCUGUCCGUAAUCGUGGAGCUAUUGUCGAAGCUUUGGAUGUCGAUUUGAAGUCGGUUCUACAAAGCCUCGGAUUGGAUAUCUCUGGCUCCGUAGAAGAUCGUCUUGAUCGAUACAAAGCAAUGGAUCUGUCAGUCAGCAGCGCUAUUCCCCAAGAGGUGAGAGAGCGUAUCACUGCACAUGAGACGCGAAGCAAGGCUCUAUUCGAAUGGGCGGACGGAAGCUUGGUUGAGGCCAUGCGAGAAGGCCAUUUCUUCCUCCUUGAUGAGAUUUCCUUGGCCGAUGACUCGGUAUUAGAGCGUCUGAACUCUGUACUCGAGCCUUCGAGGACACUUCUUCUGGCUGAGAAGGGAAUUGACAACUCUUUUGUUGUUGGGGCGGAUGGCUUCCAGUUUUUCGCUACUAUGAAUCCUGGUGGCGACUUCGGAAAGAAGGAACUGUCACCCGCGCUGCGAAACCGAUUCACUGAGAUCUGGGUUCCAGCUUUGUCCCAGACCGAGGAUAUCUAUGAGAUUGUUAAGACAAAGCUCAACGGUGACUCUAAGCAACUCGUUGAAAUUGUGGUCAAAUUCGCUGCUUGGUUCGGCGAUACCUUCAGAUCUAUGGCUUCAGCACCAUUCUCCGUCAGAGAAAUUCUCGUCUGGGUACAAUUUAUUAACACCUUUCAGUCCAAUGAGCCUAUUGUUUCAUUGGUCCAUGGCGCCUCUACAAUCUUUAUUGACAGCAUCGGCGCGAACCCUUCUGCUCUUCUAGCCACGGAUCCCAAGUCUCUUGGUCAACAGCGACAGAAGUGUCUUGACAAACUGAGCGAACUCAUCGGCAAGGACGUGUCUAGUAUUUACGAAACUCACCCGGAGCUGUCCAUGAAUGAUAGUUCUCUGACAAUUGGGCACUUCAGCAUCCCCCGUGCUUCCACAGGUGUCGCUGAUCCAGGGUUCGCUUUCCAUGCACCCACCACUCGUCUGAACGCUAUGCGAGUCCUUCGAGCACUCCAAAUGCAGAAACCAAUUCUUCUCGAAGGUAGCCCUGGUGUGGGAAAGACAACUCUGGUUGCCGCCCUGUCUCAGGCUUGUGGACAGCCAUUGACCAGAAUUAACCUGUCUGACCAGACCGAUUUGAUGGAUUUAUUUGGUACAGACGUCCCAGUCGAAGGAGCCGAGGCUGGCAACUUUGCCUGGAGAGAUGCGCCGUUCCUACAGGCUAUGCAGAAGGGCGAAUGGGUACUCUUGGACGAAAUGAACCUUGCUUCUCAAUCUGUUCUCGAAGGGUUGAACGCCUGUCUCGAUCACCGAGGUGAAGUUUACAUCUCCGAGUUGGACCAAGUCUUCAAACGUCAUCCAGACUUCCGCUUGUUUGCAGCCCAAAACCCUCACCAUCAAGGCGGUGGCCGAAAGGGAUUGCCCGCCUCCUUUGUUAAUCGUUUUAUUGUUGUCUACGCCGAUGUUUUCUCAGACGAUGAUAUGAACUUGAUCGCAGCACACAACUAUCCCAAAAUCUCUCCAUCAGUGAUUAGCCAACUCAUCCAGUUUGUGUCCCAGCUGGAUCACAAGCUUUCAGUUGAGAAGUCAUUCGGAACACAAGGGAGCCCUUGGGAAUUCAACUUGCGCGAUGUGCUUCGCUGGUUAAAGCUUUUAGACUCGUCUGAUCCUCUGCUUCACAACGCCUACGCUGAUGAUUUCCUCGAUAUCAUUGUGCGACAGCGUUUCAGAACGGAGCGUGAUCGUGAGGAGGUCAACAACCUCUUUACUCUUAUCUCUGGGUCUUUGCCACGACAACAUAGUUUGUAUCAUGAUAUCAACCCAACGUUCGGACAAGUCGGUUUGGCACUACUUGACAGACACCCUCAUUCGCAGCCAGAACGACUUCCUAAUAUUGAUGUCGUCCCUCGGCUGUCUGAGCUUGAGUCAAUCAUGAUUUGCGUCAAACAGAAUGUUCCCUGCAUCUUGAGCAGUCCCUCAGGCUAUGGCAAGUCUGUUCUUCUGGAACAUGUUGCGGCUUUGGCAGGAAAGUCACUUGUGGUGUUCCCAAUGAACGCUGACAUUGAUACUAUGGAUCUUGUCGGUGGCUUCGAACAGGCGGACCCUCUACGGGAGGUCAACGCGGCGCUUCGGGCCCUUCAGCAGGAUCUUCAAAACUCUAUCAUGUCGGCCGUGCCUGAAGACAUUCCCACCGAAGCCCUCCAUCUACUUCAUCUGCUCAAUGGAUUUACUGGCGAUAUCGAUUCACUUCCCGCGAUCACCACCUCUGUGGAACACCUACUUGACAAUGUGCCUACGGACUCUGAGGUGGCAACCGCAUUGUCAAGGGCUCUUAUCCCCCUUCAGCAUUCCUUAGUGCUAGAAAACCCCCGUUUCGAAUGGCUGGAUGGUGUUAUCGUCAAGGCCCUACAGUUAGGUCAAUGGUUGGUUCUCGAUAACGCGAAUAUGUGCAACGCCUCAGUGCUGGAUCGAUUGAAUUCUCUCCUCGAACCGAAUGGAUUUCUGAGUAUCAAUGAGCACUGCGGACCCGGUGGAGAGCCAAGAGUCGUCCACCCUCAUCCAGACUUCAGGAUCUUCUUGACAAUGGACCCACGCUAUGGCGAACUAUCCCGCGCGAUGAGAAACCGUGCUGUUGAAAUUCACAUUAACACACCACCACCAGCCCUUGACCCCUCUUACCACCGAGUUGUGAGUGUAGAGAGCAGCCUUCAAAGAUACAACAUGUCCCGCCAGAUUUCCGACACUAUUUCUAAGACUGGGGAAUCUAUCGAGGUCAUUGAACGGGCUCUUGAGACACUCUCGAUUACUGAUGUGUCUGUUCUGCCUCGGUUUACAGCCACUCUACCCAGUUAUGACACGCACAGCGGGGCAUUCAGUUCUGCAGUGACCGAAUUGCUCAGCUUCCUGAACUCAAGCAAUGGGGCUGAUGGUGUCAAUGGCAUUUCUCAAUUAUAUAGCUCUUUGCCCAUUCCCGAGGGACUCAAACCUGCGCAGCCAUUGCAUCCUCUAAACAACUUCCCAAUUACCCACCUCUUAUCUUCACCAGACCAAGCACGAUGGCUUGGUGCAUGCUUGGAGUUUUAUUAUGAACUCAAUCAUCUGCAGAAUUCAAUUGAGGACCAGCGAUGUCAGGCUCAAGUCAAUAAGUUGACUGCUCUCAACCGACUUCAAAGAUCACUGAUAAGUGACCGCGUCGCCGCUGUGUCCAAGGAUGCCACUGUUAAGCUAGCAUCUUUCUUGCUAUCUACAAUCAACAUUGCAAAAGAAUUUCUCGGCUUCAAAUUCGAGUCUUUCGAAACAUGGAUGGAGCGAGUCCGCAUUGUGAGGGGCAUUGUGUGCUAUCUCAAGAGGACCGUUCGUCUUGGUAUUGAAUCCGACUUUGACGAAGCAAAAUUUCAAGCACACCUUGCUCAAGGUGCAAACUUCCUCCAAAAACAUUUGGAUGCAUCAGUUGGGUCCCAAGAAAACGAAUUUGUCUUUCUGCUCCUUGAGCGGCUGGGCAAAGACUUUACUGCUGGUUUCAAGUUAUCGACCGGUCUAAGCAUGGAGUUGCUUUGGCACAUUUUCAGACCCACUCCUUUGCCUACAAAGAUGAUCCUGGAUCGCACACUAGAACUCGAGAAACUAGGCUCAAGAUUCGAUACAUUACGAUGGAAGGCUGGAGCAUCAAUUCCAGAUCUCACAAAGGCUAUGGCUACACUGGAGAAGGCCUCCGGAAUCCUCCGCGAGGACGCUCCUAAUGUGGACAGUCUCCUCCAGGACCUUACUACUGAAAUUCAGUCUCUGGAGGGUCGAAUCGGGGUUGACGAGGUUGAACGUAAGCCUUUUAUGAUGGAAGAGUUUGAAGCACUCCGCCAGGUUUCAAUGCUCAAACCCCUGCCGUCGGAUGACACAGAGCUACAAGUGUUGUCCGAUAUACCCAUACAGGCUGGAAUGAUGCUGGCCAGCUCUAAUCUCCAAGCCGCGCUUCUUCAAUCGGUGGAGAACUUGGUCUACCAGAACAAAUUCGCUUGGGAUGGCAAAUUUGUCUCUUCUCUUUGGUCUAAGCUGCAAAAUCUAGGAUCCGUUAAUCUAGGCUCCUUGGCUCUUCUUGAAGCCGAACUUCCAAUCGCCGGUCGGCAGAUCAUGAAACUGAGUGCGGAUGUGGUGGCAAACCCUCUGGCACGGCUCAACAAUGUUCUGUCCCAGCUUCUCCUCGAAGUUUUCAACGCCCAUGACCAGAGCCUCAGGCAUGUGGUUAUUGAAGCCACCCAGCUGGCUUCUCAAAACCUUGCCCACAGCUCUCUUGCUUUUGAUGAUCUGGCGUCCCGAAUCGAGACAGACCACUUCCGCGAAAUUGCAAUCGAGCAUCUCAUCCCCGCCCUCAAGGCUCUCGCAACUCUACAACACGAUAUCCAACAGGAGGCCCAACUCUCAGCCUUUGCAUGGAUUCACUUCAGCAUCGGAACCGUCAAGCUGUACGUUCCGGAUCGCGUUUUUGAUCCGCAGAGCCGACCCAAGAUGGAGCGUGAAUUCCUUCAAGAGAUGCAUGCUGUCCUCAACAUGGAAACAGACUCACUGAGAGCAUUCGAGAAGCUCUUUACUGGACAAGACACGAAUGAACGCAUUCGGUUACUUGAAGCAGAGUCUGCUGCCUUGGGUCCCCUUCCCGAAGAGGUCCGCCCUAUUUACAGACCAGAUCAAUCGGAGUUAAACCGUCUCCAUGCUGAGUUCUCAAACGUGCUAAAGGCGGUUACAGGUCCUACUUUGUCCGCUGCACUUCAAAUUCUUGACAACGAUCCGGUUCGAGCAACCGAGGAGUUGCAGCUUGUUAGAGAAAAUGUCCUCAGACUCUUGGAUCGACUUUCUGCUCGUUUCGAGGCAUAUCAAGACAUGACCCGGCCUACAUCAAACCUGCUUCGUUGCCUCAUGAUAGGGCUCUCCCUUUGCGAUGCCGCCUCAGCUCGUGGCCUGGCACCUGCUUCCUACCAGCUCCUUGAGGUCACUCCUUUCCUAGGUGGCAGUAUGUGGAAUCAAAAGAAUGGUGAAUUCUCGUCCAGAACAUUUGAGUUUCUUAACUACAUGACAGUAGUUGCUAGCAUUGAAGGCAUCGGCAAUAUUGCACAACAAGCCCGCGAGAUGGUCUUCAGAAGUUUCCACAGCUUGUUCGAUGAGUGGACUAAGCGACUUGAAGCAGACCGCAAAGAACAAACCGCCAAAGGGAGCCUGUAUCGCUUUCGGGGUUCUCUGGAAGAUGAGGAGCAAGUUGAUGUGGAGGAGUUCAAUGAACUGUUCCCGACCUUCGACGAUGACGAAGCCGCAAAUGUCCCAACCAACAAGAAGCAGGAUGAAGUACGGGAUCAGUCGCUUCGAGUGGCCGAAAUUCACAAGAGCCUCUUUCUCAACCCACCGCAAUUUACUAUGGCUUUAAAGGAUGCCUGCAAAUCUGUGGGAGACAGGAUCACUUCAGAAACCAUCGACCACAAGAACAUUGACCGCAGUCUGACAAGCAAGAUGUUGGCCGGAACCAUGUUCUUCCUGAGCGACAAGCUUGAUUCUCUCGCAUCACCCACUGUGGACAAAUCCUACAACUUCUACACAGAUGCCAACGUUCCUGAGACCCGCCAGCUCGUUGCCCUCAUGCACAAAAUCAAGACUCGGUUCCGGGAGCUGCAAAUGGUCGACGAGAUCGGACAUAUGCAACCUUUGGCUGAUGUCAUUCAUGCUUGCGAUCAGGUCCUCGAACUUGUUCAUACCGAACCUUUGGCCAAGAUUCUUCCCAAGGUUGAAUACCUCCACAGCCACGUAUACGAGUGGCAAUUUGGCGGCUGGGCCAGCAAAAUAUAUGGUGUUCUUACUCUUCACAACCUGCUUACUGAUACGGUCAUCCGCUGGCGACGAUUGGAACUCUCAACUUGGGCCAACCUCUUUGAUAUGGAACAGAAGAAGUGUCAAGAUGAUGCUUAUUCUUGGUGGUUUGUCGCUUAUCAAGUUGUUAUCGCUGUGCCUCUGUCUUUGGUCGAGGUCCCCAACGAGUUGAAAGAGUAUGCUUCUUCUCUCAUCUCAAGUCUGGAGAUGUACUUCUCGACAGCAAUCGUUGGGCAAUAUGGAGCUCGACUGGCAUUACUGCGUCAACUUCAGAGCCAUCUCAAGCUAUUGACUGAAGAUUACCCAGUACUUCAACUUAUUUUGCAUGCGUUGUCCAACUUCAUCCAGUACUAUUCCCGCUACGAGAAGAUUAUGGAUGAAACCAUCCACAAAGGACGCCUUCCCAUUGAGAAGAAGAUGAAGGACGUACUGCUAAUGGCUAGCUGGAAAGACACAAAUAUCAAUGCUCUUCGGGAAAGUGCUCGCAAGUCUCACCAGAAACUUUUCCGAAUCAUUAGAAAGUUUCGCGGUGUUCUUGGUCAGGAGGCAAAGCAAAUUAUUGAACAAGGGCUGCCUGAUCAAGACGUGCACCACACAAAUUACGUUGGAGAUAAACUCCCCAUUACGGAUGUUUCUGCGGACGUCUUUUCUAAGCUUAACAACACUCUGCCAGGGUGGAUCAAUGGCCACAAGCGACUUGCCAACGUCUCUAAAACUGUCUCUGUCAUGCGAAAGAUCUCAGAUAGUUCAGAAAUGAUCAGCCAGGUACCUCAAAUCGUUGAUGACUACGUCUCUAGCUUGAGCGAGUCAAUGACAGAACUUCGCAAAGAGACACCGCCAUUUUUGACCGAUGAGAACAAGGACCAAGUCAAGCACUUGAAGACGAGAAAAAGGAAACUGUUUGCUGAUACGUUGCGGGAUCUUCGGCAAAUGGGUUUCAAGCACAACCUAGGACAGGACAAGCUUGCUGAGCAGUCAUCGCUAUCAGUUGUGUUAUCGUCAAUGCAGCCUGUGCAGCUUCCUUCGAACAAUUUUGCCGAAGCGAUGGACUAUCACUUGCACAAGAUCCUCGAUCUAGCCCCCAAGGUCAGGGCUGCUUCUCGAGAUCAUUCUGAGGAUCUUACCAGUGCCGAGGUUGCGCGAAGUGCUGGAUUUGUUGAAGGAAUGCUCAAUCUUUUGCUGACUCAAAGAGAUUCGAUCACAUCUGGCGCCUCCUCUUUAUCACUUCUUGAACGAUCCACAGCGCAAUUCAACCGCCUUGGACUUUCUCAUGAGCAUGGACUUCUCAUUCGUGGGACAGUAGUCUCCGACUGGACACGCCUUGUCCCUUGGCUCGUUCAAAUUCUCCAGUGUGCCAUUCAUUUGGUUGGAAUCCAUGAGAAGUUGGGAGAAAUGAAGCACACUGUGGUUGUAGAACAGCUGAAGUCGUGGCAUGGGCGGUUCGAGUCUCUCCAAACUUUGACUGUAGGGCUCGGUCAACUUCCAGAGGGUCUGUCUUCCGAAGCAGCUGCUCGUGCUGAGGCGAACUUUACGAGUGAACUGGCUAGUUUCCGUGCCAAGCUCGAAGAGUUAACCAUGGAGCAGCCAGAGCUCUCCUUUAUUCUCGUGCAGGUUGUUGGUUGGACCAAGAUCACCAAGGAAGUCGCACCCAGCUUUACAUCCGAGGACGUGGAGAUAACCACUUUUGUAAAUGCUGUCUCGACACUUUGUGACAAAAUCCUAGUCGCGAUCGAGAGCGUGAAAAAGGCGGCGAAGGAAAUCAAUCACAAAGAGGACGAACCUGCUUGGCUCACCACUCACGCCGACGGCUUCGUGAACCUCUUUACCAAACUCCGUACUGCCGAGAUCGAGAGGAGUGUGACCAGCUGUAUCAAUAUGUUGAAGCAGAUUCAUCUGGAAGACCAGGAUCUCAGUCAGGCGGCCAUGAGUCUCAUGACUAUCGCAUGUCCUCUCCUGAACGAGUAUGUUGAUCUCGCUCAGCAGACCUUGAUGCAAGUUGUCGACAUCCACAGCGCCGUAGCACAUAUGUCUUAUAAUAUGACCAAGACGUUCACUCAAAUCUCCUCUCAAGGGUUUUGUACACCACAAGAAAAGUCUGAUGAAACCUCUGGCGAAUCUGGCAAAGUGGAAUCCGGAACUGGUCUUGGUGAUGGCGAAGGUGCCGAAGACAUUAGCAAGGACAUCCAGCCUGAUGAGGACCUGUCCGAGCUUGCCCAAGAAGCCAACAAGGAGGAGAAUGGCGAAUUGGAAGACGAAAAAGACGCUGUGGACAUGGCCGAUGAGGAGCUUGAAGGAGACAUGGGCAGCGUCGAUGGGGCCGAUGAUGACGAGGAGGGGUCGAAGAACGGAGAUGAAGAAGAGGAGGAGAACGAUAUGGACGAAGAAGCUGGAGAGGUCGAUGACCUGGAUCCCACUGCCGUUGACGAGAAGAUGUGGGAUGGAGACGACGAAGAAAAGGCUGACAAAGACCAGCAGGAUGAAGAUGCAAAGAAACAAGAGGGCGAGGAGCAGCCAGAUGAAGAGGAAGCCGAUGCUGAAGAAGAGGAUGUCAAAACCCAGGAGGAGAUGAAUAAGCAAGACCAAACCGCCCAAGAGAAUGAUACACUGGCGCUUCCUGAGGAUAUGGACGAUGACUUGGAUGGUCUUUCGGAUAUCGAAGAAGAGAAGAAGGAGGGAGAGGACCAGGGGAUGGGUGAUGACAAGGAGGAUGAAUCAGAUGACGCUGCGGCCCAAGCCCAGCUUCAAGAAGAGGCCGGAGAAGAGGCCGAAAUCGAGGAAGAUGAAGAGAUGCCAGAAGAAAAGGCCGGUGGCAAGGAUGAAGUCGACGAGGAGGCUAAACCUGAGGAAGAUGAAAAGGACCAAGACCAGGAGGAUGCUACAGAUCAAAAUCAGCCGCCUCAAGACAACGCUACAGCUGAUACCGACAACGCUGCACCAAGCGAUGUUAAGAGUUCCGGCCAGGAUCAGAAUGCUGACUCGAUGGAUGUCGAUGAUAACUUCCAGAGCAACGCUGCCCAGCAGGAGGAUGGCGAGAUGGGAGAGGGAGCCGCGGAUCAAGACACGAGCGCAGGAAACAAGGGGGCCGAACAGGAACAGGAAAAGGCGGACUCGGCACGCAGCGAUCCUUUCAAGAAGCUCGGCGAUGCACUUGAACGCUGGCACCGACAGCAGGAAGACAUCAAGGACGCUGAGCCUUCAGAUGCCAAUGAACAAGACGCACCACAAGACCCAAGCGCCGAUCAAGGCCACACCCAAGCCAUGGGAACCGCGGAUGAUGAGCAAGUACAGCCCAUCGACGACCGCCUGAUGGACGAUGAUAAAGAAGAGACUGAACAGGACCCUGAUAAGAUGGACACUGCUGACUCGGCGGAGGCGCCGGAUGCCAGCAAGCAAGAUGCAGACAAUGACCAGGACGACACGCGCUCAGGGGUCAAGACACGCCAAGGCAACUAUGACCGUCCGCUCAGCCCUUCAGAUCAGGAGGCGCAACUGGAUGAACAGGAUGAUGAGGUCGAAAUUCAUGAGACAUCGACUCAACUCUCUUCAACUCACAUCUCGGAUGAAGAACGACCACUCCGAGAUUUUGGCGAGUCGAUGCAGCAGUGGACUGAAUUCCAGACCAAAACACAUUCGCUCUCUCUGGCUCUGACAUCCCAGCUCCGACUUAUCCUUACCCCUUCACAAUCAACCAAACUCUCGGGAGCUUUCCGUACAGGAAAAAGACUCAACAUCAAGCGCAUCAUCCCUUACAUUGCAUCGAGCUACAAGCGGGACAAGAUCUGGAUGCGACGCAGCAUCCCGACCAAACGAACCUACCAGAUAAUGCUUUGUGUGGAUGACAGUAAGAGUAUGGGCGAAACAUCGUCAGGUACUCUGGCAAUGGAGUCUCUUGUCAUGGUAUCACGAUCUCUUACCAUGCUGGAAGCUGGCCAAGUUGGUGUCAUGGGCUUCGGAAGCGAUGUUUUCACAGCCCAUGGCUUAACCGAGCCUUUUGCUGCAGAUGCUGGAGCCAAGGUGUUGCAGAAGUUCAACUUCUCUCAAGAUCGUACCGAUAUUGCACUCCUCAUCCAACGAACCAUUGAAACGUUUAGACUUGCACGGCAACAGGGCAGCGGCAACUCGGAUCUCUGGCAAUUGGCAUUGAUUCUCUCCGACGGUCUUACACCUUCAUCAGCCCACGAGGGUAUCCGCCGAAUGCUGCGAGAGGCAAUGGAGGAGCGCAUUAUGAUUGUGUUUAUUAUCAUGGAUGAUACGGGCAAGAAGAAGGGUGACAGCGUACUUGAACUGAAGGAAGCUAAGUUUGUUCGGGACGGUGGAGAGAGCAAAGUGGUGAUUGAGAGAUAUUUGGACACGUUCCCAUUCCAGUACUACCUGAUCGUUCAUCAUCUUGAGGAGCUGCCGAGCGCCCUUGCUGGCCUCUUGCGAACAUGGUUCGCCGAAGUCAAUGCCUAGGGGAAAGGGGUUUUCUUUGUGCAGGACAGAGGAUGGUGAUAGAAUGGUUGCAUAUACUGGCGUUUACGGGGCAAUCUGAUACAGUAAUAAUUCUCCAUAGAACAGGGGCAGGCAUUAUUUAGACUGUGGACAAAGUUACUUCACUUUAGAGAUGUUAACUUGGUUCAAUUAUUCAGACAAGUC